CAGAAAUAAAGGAACAGAGAGAGACCAAUCAAAAAAAAAAAAGUAACGAGAUUUAGAGCUGAGAAAGAACGAAAGAUUUGGAAUUUUUCUUUUGUUUAUGCAAAUUAUUCAACGAAUCGGAGUAUCACACACGCUCUACGAAUUUUCCAGCUUAAUUUAUAGAUUUAAAAACCGUAUUUUUAUUUACUUAUUUGUUUUUGUUUUUUUUUGUUUUGUUUUGUCGAUUUCACUGUCUCUUCAUCUUUUAUAUAAAAACUUUAUAACUCCGACACAGGAGUGUCCCGUGUUCUUGAGCAUAAAGUAGCGGAACAAAGCAAAUAAGGAAAAAAAAAAAAGAACAAAGCUUCAUUGCCUCGAGAUUAAACAGUAUCACACAAGGCAACAACCAAGAAAUCCAGGUUCUUGUGUCCGAGUCUGAAAGAUUCAGGCUUUUUAGCUCGAAGUACUUUCCAAGAGGGUUGUGAAUCAGUUCACACUUGUGUCUCUUCAGAUUGGGAUUAGCCAAGAGAUUGGUUGGUUUUUUCUUUUCAGAAGUUUGUUUACUUAUCUCAUGAUCACUGGUUUUAAGCAAUGGGGUAUGUAAACGUGGAGAAGAGAUGGGUUUUUCCUCUUGUGAUCACAUCUCUUGUCUGCGUUUUUCUCCUUGCAACAUCUUUCAACAUGGGACUAGUCUCUUCCCUCCGAACAAUCAACGGGUUUUUCUCCAUCAUCCCUUCUCGUCUCGCCAAGAAUCAAACGAGGUUUGACUUUGCAGAGUCCAAAGUCGCUAGAAAGACACGUGUUCCCCCUCACGAAGACAAGCUUCCCCGUUUUGCUUACCUUGUUUCCGGGUCUAAAGGUGAUGUAGAGAAACUUUGGAGAACACUUAGAGCUGUGUACCAUCCGAGGAACCAGUAUGUUGUUCAUCUUGAUCUUGAAUCACCCGUGGAUGAGAGACUAGAGCUGGCUGCUCGGAUUAAUAAAGAUCCUAUGUAUUCCAAAACCGGGAAUGUAUAUAUGAUAACCAAGGCUAAUCUUGUCACAUAUAAAGGACCAACAAUGGUGGCGAAUACUCUUCACGCUUGUGCUGUUCUUCUUAGGAGAAGCGCCAACUGGGAUUGGUUUAUUAAUCUCAGUGCUUCAGAUUAUCCUCUGGUGACCCAAGAUGAUCUGCUUCAUACGUUUUCGACAUUAGACCGGAACCUCAACUUUAUCGAACACACAAGUCAACUGGGUUGGAAAGAGGAGAAGCGAGCACAGCCAUUAAUGAUUGAUCCUGGACUCUACUUGUUGAACAAAUCAGAUAUUUACUGGGUCACACCUCGUCGAAGUUUGCCAACUGCCUUUAAGUUAUUCACUGGAUCAGCUUGGAUGGCUCUAUCACGCCCGUUUGUAGAGUAUUGCAUAUGGGGAUGGGACAAUUUACCACGAACACUCCUAAUGUAUUACACCAACUUCGUUUCAUCACCCGAAGGUUACUUCCAGACAGUGAUUUGCAACGUGCCAGAGUUUGCAAAAACAGCAAUAAACCAUGACCUCCACUACAUUUCCUGGGACACUCCGCCGCAGCAGCACCCACACGUGUUGUCACUCAACGACACAGUGCCCAUGAUAUCGAGCGGUGCUGCAUUUGCUAGGAAAUUCAAAAGAGACGACGAAGUACUCGAUAAGAUCGACAAGGAAUUACUUAGACGGAGGACUGAUAAAGAUAGUUUUACUCCUGGUGGGUGGUGCAGUGGGAAACCAAAAUGCUCCAUGGUCGGUGAUGUGGCUAAGAUUGAGCCUAGCGCUGGAGCUCAGAGGCUUCAGGGACUUGUGGACAGGUUAGUUAACGAAGCUAAAACUGGAGUUAGUCAGUGUAAAUAGAUCGAAUUCGAGAAUCAUUUUGAGCUGUGAAUUCAAAUUCAGGGAGAGUGAGACUGUCCUUAACGAUAUAUAUAUAUAUAUAUAUAUAUUUAUAUUAUACAUAUAGAGAAUCUUGCAGUUGCAGGCUUUUAGAAAAGACCUAUUAUUAGACAUUGUUUUCAGCAAGUAGAUGCCUUGUAUUAGACAUCACCUACUGGUCUCGUAUUGGGAUUAGUUCUUCUUGUUUGAAGUCAUCUCCCUCAAAUUUACAAAUCAAAUAAAAUUUAUAACCUUUUUUUA
Messenger RNA from Camelina sativa (false flax), 2124 nucleotides. RefSeq names its product beta-glucuronosyltransferase GlcAT14A-like. Gene Ontology annotation, cellular component: membrane. NCBI's taxonomy places the organism in Eukaryota, Viridiplantae, Streptophyta, Magnoliopsida, Brassicales, Brassicaceae. The record is from RefSeq and is a predicted model, not a curated record. Gene Ontology annotation, molecular function: glucuronosyltransferase activity.